Messenger RNA from Dendrobium catenatum, 1471 nucleotides. RefSeq names its product zinc-finger homeodomain protein 5-like. NCBI's taxonomy places the organism in Eukaryota, Viridiplantae, Streptophyta, Magnoliopsida, Asparagales, Orchidaceae. Gene Ontology annotation, molecular function: DNA-binding transcription factor activity; transcription cis-regulatory region binding. The record is from RefSeq and is a predicted model, not a curated record. The transcript has a single exon. The coding region runs from base 357 to 1295 and encodes 312 amino acids. Gene Ontology annotation, cellular component: nucleus. Gene Ontology annotation, biological process: regulation of developmental process; regulation of DNA-templated transcription.
UCUCUCUCUCAAAGUCUAAUCCACAGCAAGCUUAAUCCGGAACAUGUCUUUCUGAGCUCGUGGCCAAGCAGCUAGAAAUUAUCAUCGGUAAAAUUUAAAAACGAAAUCACUCAUUUGCCCUCUCACAUCGAUCUUCUCGGAUCUUUUUUCAUUCUUCUUCACCCACUCGGUUGCUUCAUCAUUCAUGCCGAUCAGAGAGAUGGGAGUCGAUGUUCGUCACUGCAAAAGCUAAUAAAAUCCAGCUCAAACUUCUACCUUUGGUUGUUUUCGGAUGAAUAAGGAGAGCAAAGUUUUGAGGUAAUCAGUAGUAGGUUUGAAACGGUAAGAGAGAACUCCGAGCGUGAAAACAUAAACAGAUGGAUUUUAGAAGGCAAAACGAUGAUGAAGAAGACGAAGAGACAGUGAGCUAUAAUCCACCUACCAUCCGUGAUUCGGCCUUUCCUAAGCCUCUUCUGCCUUCUUCAUCUUCGCUCAUCCCCGGAAGAAGCGUUGCUACCAGUGGAGUUGCAGGAGUUCGGAACGGCAUUAGGUCAGACCAGACCUCCGGCAGCGUGCAAAAUGCUUCGCAAGAUCUUUUUCCCGCGAAUGAAGGCGGAAAAGGAGAGGGAUCGAACUUCCGAACGGCGGAGAUCGCCGGCGAGUCCUCUUCGGUUAAGUACCGAGAGUGUCUCAAAAACCACGCGGCGAGCCUUGGCGGCAACAUACUCGAUGGCUGCGGCGAGUUUAUGCCCAGUUUAGCCGACAUCAUGAAAUGCGCUGCCUGCGGUUGCCACCGAAGCUUCCACCGACGCGAGGGCGGCGAAAGCGACAAUCUUUUCUACCGCCACCACCACCACAACGGAAGCAACAACUCCAGCGGCAGCAGGGGCGCAGCCGGGGGAAGAAUCCCUCUCCUUCUGCCUGCGCCCCAGCUGACGCCGCAUCAGAAGCACAUUCAUACCUUCUCGUCAAGCCCUUCGGCCGGAAUGGUUGGCUUAGGAAACACCAGCGGCGGCACGACUACUGAGUCCUCUAGCGAGGAACUUGGCCUCACGAUGACGGCUGUGGCCAGAGGCGGCCAUAUGCCUUAUGUGACUUCGUCGUCCAAGAAGAGGUUUAGGACGAAAUUCACUUCGGAGCAGAAGGCAAGGAUGAUGAAUUUUGCGGAGAGGAUCGGGUGGAGGAUCCAGAGGCAGGAUGAGGCGGAGAUGGAAACUUUUUGCACUGAGGUUGGUGUUAGCAGGCAAGUUUUUAAGGUUUGGAUGCAUAACAACAAGCAUUCCAUUCGUAAGCAACAGGAGCAGCAACAUCCAUAGCUGCAUCUGCCGCUGCAACAACCUUAUAAUCUGUGAGGAAACGAAGAUGGAUAUUAGGAUUCAAGAGAUGAGUUUACGGCGCUGAGUUAUUUCGUUCACUGUGGGGGAAAAAACACUGCUUUGUGGUUUUCUAUUUAAUCUGUAAAGCAGUGCCAUUUUUUCGUUUCUUUGUUUGA